Messenger RNA from Blastocystis hominis, 576 nucleotides. RefSeq lists its product as hypothetical. Gene Ontology annotation, biological process: positive regulation of DNA-templated transcription. The transcript is spliced from 2 exons. Gene Ontology annotation, molecular function: transcription coactivator activity. The coding region runs from base 1 to 576 and encodes 191 amino acids. NCBI's taxonomy places the organism in Eukaryota, Bigyra, Opalinata, Blastocystidae. The record is from RefSeq and is a predicted model, not a curated record. Gene Ontology annotation, cellular component: nucleus.
AUGUCCUCCGUUCCCAUUCUUUGCACUCGCUGUUUGAAGCUGAAGGACCGGAAAGAGUAUUCAAAGGCUCAACUAAAAAAGAAGUCGGGACAUGUUUGCCUCUCCUGCGCGAUGAAUGCUGCGCAGAAUUCGAGCGUAGAGAAAGCAAAGGAGAAGGUGGUACUGCCUGCAGAAAAGCCCCUUCCUUCUCGUUUGUUCAAGCCCUUAUCUGGACCCGAGGGAGACAAAGCGGAUAAGAUGACCUGUCUAACGAUGCAUCAGCCUUGGGCAUCCUUGUUGGUGUACGGGAUUAAGCGUGCUGAGGGGCGAGGAUGGAAUACUGAUUUUCGGGGCCGAUUGUGGAUCCAUGCUGCUGCGAAACAGCCAACACCUGACCAAAUUGCAGCGUGUGAAGCAAAUUACCGGGAAAUCUAUAGACAGGAGGGUGAAGGUAUCGAAGUGGAGUUCCCAAAGCACUACCCCACAAGUGCUUUGAUAGGGUAUGUCGAUGUAGUUGAUGUGCUCCCAAACAAUCAACUUCGCGAGUGCAACAUUCCCGAUACUGUACGUUCUUUGUUGGCAGCGUGUGAUGGGUAG